AUGAUCUAAAAGGAUGAGUAACUUUAAUAUCCUUGGGAUUGUGUUGCUUGUAAUUAAUAAAAUAAUUACUAUUUAAAAUAAUGUUAAUAUUGUGGAACAUUGAAGGAGCAAUUUUUUUAACAAAUGAAGUUCGAUUGUACUUAUUUUAAUAAAAUUUCAGACUUAUAAAAUUAUAAUAAAGAUUUUUCGGAGAUAAUAAUAAUAGAUUUUGAUUGUAAUCAAGCAGAAGAUAGGAAAGAAAUUUUGGAAUUACUUAUAUGUAAAUUAAAACUAUCAGAAUCAGAUUAUAAUGUUGCGUUUUCAAAACAAUUAAUUAUAAAGCCUUUUUUGAUACCUCUAAUCUAAAAUCCAGAAUAUUGUUCAAUUACAUAAGAAUAAGCUGAUUAAGGAGUGGGAUUUUAAGAAACCUUUUAAUAUUUGUCUGGAGAUAUAUUUAUAUUUGAGAAUAGAGAGAAAGCAAAGAUAUACUUGUAAUAGUGUUAAUAUUGCAAUUUAAAGUGUCCAAUAUAGAAAUAUAUUGAGGUUAGAAGUGUAUUUCCUAAUUCAAAUGGUUAAUUAACAGUAAAUGCUAUGCUUAAAUAAUUGAAAAUCCCAUAUUAAUGUAUUUAUGUAAUUGAAUAAAAUAGCUGAUUGUUUUUCUUUGGCAGAGGUAGUUAAGGAGUUAUUAGAUAGAUCAUAUAGAUUUGAAUUGAAAAUGUUACAAACAUUAAAAUUUCCUAUACCAGAAGAAGAGGAUAGAUUAUAAGGAUUUGAUAAUAUUAUAAUACUUGAUUUUGAAGCAACUUGUAUUAGAGAACAAAAUAAAAAAUAUCUUUAAGAGAUUAUAGAGUUUCCAGCUUAAGUUUAUAAUGUUUAAGAAAGAAAGGUUAUAAAAGAAUUUUGGAGAUAUUUAAAACCAGUUGAAAAUCCAAUUUUAAGUGAUUUUUGUACAGAAUUAACAGGAAUAACAUAAGAAUAAGUAGAUAAAGGAAUAUUGCUUGAUUAAGCAAUAGAUGAAUUUAUUUAGUUUAAAUAAGGUUUAUAAAGAUAUUGCAUAUUAACUUGUGGUGAUUAUGACUUGAAUUUACUAAAGAAAGAAGCGAGUAGAAAAGGAAUAGCUAUAUAAAAAGAACUAUAAUUUUAUAUAAAUAUAAAAAAGGGUAAAAAUAUUAAAUUUACAAUAGUAUUUCCAAAAAGUUUAAGAAAUCCAAAAUAAAUAAAAGACCCAUGUAUGGUAGAAAUGUUAGAAUAAUGUGGAUUAGAUUUAUAAGGUAGGCAUCAUAGUGGAAUAGAUGAUGUAAGGAAUAUUACUAGAAUCGUUCAUUAUUUAAUAAAUGAAAAGUAAUUUAAGUUUGAUGAGAGAAUGAUUUCAUACACAUUUAAAAUAUGA
Molecule: messenger RNA, 1369 nt
Organism: Paramecium sonneborni
Lineage: Eukaryota; Ciliophora; Oligohymenophorea; Peniculida; Parameciidae
Source: the annotation of a GenBank genome assembly